AUGGGAGCCGCGAUCUCGCGGUGGGGGAGGGCGCGAAAAAUUUUUACUUUUUUUUUUUUGAAUUUUGACCGCGGUCCCGGACUCUCCGACGUCGGAACCCCGCGACUCGAUGGGAGCCGCGAUCUCGCGGUUUCGGGUGGAGGUGGGGGAGGGCGCGAAAAAAUUUUUUUUUUUUUCGGAAUAUUGACCGCGGUCGGAGACUCUCCGACGUCGGAACCCCGCGACUCGAUGGGAGCCGCGAUCUCGCGGUUUCGGGUGGAGACUCUCCGACGUCGGAACCCCGCGACUCGAUGGGAGCCGCGAUCUCGCGGUUUCGGAUGGAGGUGGGGGAGGGCGCGAAAAAUUUUUACUUUUUUUUUUUUGAAUUUUGACCGCGGUCGGAGACUCUCCGACGUCGGAACCCCGCGACUCGAUGGGAGCCGCGAUCUCGCGGUUUCGGGUGGAGGUGGGGGAGGGCGCGAAAAAAUUUUUUUUUUUUUCGGAAUAUUGACCGCGGUCGGAGACUCUCCGACGUCGGAACCCCGCGACUCGAUGGGAGCCGCGAUCUCGCGACUCUCCGACGUCGGAACCCCGCGACUCGAUGGGAGCCGCGAUCUCGCGGUUUCGGAUGGAGGUGGGGGAGGGCGCGAAAAAUUUUUACUUUUUUUUUUCGGAAUUUUGACCGCGGUCGGAGACUCUCCGACGUCGGAACCCCGCGACUCGAUGGGAGCCGCGAUCUCGCGGUUUCGGGUGGAGGUGGGGGAGGGCGCGAAAAAUUUUUACUUUUUUUUUUUUGAAUUUUGA
Molecule: messenger RNA, 783 nt
Organism: Pediculus humanus corporis (human body louse)
Lineage: Eukaryota; Metazoa; Arthropoda; Insecta; Psocodea; Pediculidae
Exons: 4
Coding region: 1-783 (260 amino acids)
Source: RefSeq, a predicted model, not a curated record